Corylus avellana is the source of this 1652-nucleotide messenger RNA. Lineage: Eukaryota; Viridiplantae; Streptophyta; Magnoliopsida; Fagales; Betulaceae. The record is from RefSeq and is a predicted model, not a curated record.
UUUUCUAUAUUUGAUUUGCUUGAGAGAAAGGUGAAUUGGGUAGUCCGAAGCAAUGGUAGUGAUCUGAUUGUGGUCGUUGGGAUGAAUGCUUGGGAGCCGUUCGAUGUUUUUAAGGGGUUAAGCAGCAAAAGGUAAAAGUGGAAUUUUCAUUUUUUACCGCCAGACAGGUUUUUUUUUGGCAGGAAAGCGGGAAGGGUGUUGUGUGCAGCAGCGGCGCUGUAACAUAGCUAAGCGACGGCCUCAAAAGCUCUUCCACCAAUUAGAUAUAUCAAAUACCCAAUGGGGAUGUGGGUCGCCUUUGGCUGUUGGUUUUGUGGGUAAGUUCUGCUCAAUAGUUGGGAUUUCUCUGCUGAAUCAUUGGGGUUUGUGGGUUAAUUCUGCCGAAUCAUUGGGAUUUUGGGAGUUGGGUCGGUCAAAGUUAUGCUGAAACGUUGAUAUAUAGUUGGGUCUGCUAAUGGAGACAAUGAGCUUGUGGGACAACUUGGUCGAAGAGGCACUAGCAAAGCUUCAAUCUUUGGAACUCCUCCAGCCUCUAAGACCCAUUCACCUCCCCAGUCACCAGCCACCAAAAGCCAUUGAAAAUGAAACUCAAUACUCCUCGAAUUCCGUACAAGAAGAAAAAGGAAACCAAUUCUUCCAGGUGUUUGAUAAAAUGCAGCCCUGGGACCGGUCCUCUGUGGAGGUUCAGGUGGCAGAAGAAACGUUUCAAAGAUGGAUCCGAGACCUUCCCAGUACUGGAGACGAGGCUUUGUGUGGAGAUGAAGUAACUGAUAAUGAAGAAAAAGCUUGUCCUCAGCAUUCCAAAAGGCUACUUCUGUUCUCUGGAAAUGAUUAUCUAGGCUUGAGCUCACAUCCGACAAUUGGAAAUGCUGCUGCAAAGGCAGCCCAAGAACAUGGAAUGGGCCCAAGGGGUUCUACUCUAUUUUGCGGCUAUACCAAUUACCAUAAGCUACUAGAGUCAAGCUUGGCAAAUCUGAAGAAAAAAGAGCAAGUUUUUGACAACAUAAUAAACAGAGAUAUACCUUGGCCCAAGAUACCUGAGGAGAUGAGCAAUGAAGCGUAUGAUUUGGUUGACAAAUUUCUGACUGAAAAUCCAGUGCAAAGACUAGGUGCAACAGGAGCCAGGGAGGUGAAGGCACAUCCUUUCUUCAAGGAUAUUAAUUGGGAUACACUUGCAAGGCAAAAGGUCAUACAUUUUAACUUUGUCCAAGUUUUUUGACAAUUAGAGUAACUACAAUUGGUCACCUCCUCCUACCUUUUGAGAAGAAAAGUAAGGGUAGUCUUCUAUUCCUAUAUGCACUAAUGUAAUCAAAGCAAGUAUGUUGGAAUGGUGAUUAGGAGAUGGUAUUUGAAGUUUUUUUUAAUUAUUUAUUUUCUUGUUAAUUCCUAGUUGGGAGACUUUUACAAAAAAAACUUGCCCCCCUGAAAUUUUUAUUGCUCCCCAAGAGAUUUUAUUCACCUUGUCAUUUUAAUGUCUUUGCUUACCCUUUCAGUCAAUCACAGAAGCAACAAAAGCACUUCCUCGUGCUAAUUAUAAUGUUUGAUUGGCUAUUGCAAAGACAUUGGUUUGCUACUUUAGAUGAAAAUCCAGGAUUAGUAUGAUUCAAAUUUCCACCCUACCUUAGCAAUUUAUUUUUCUUGUAGUUUGCUAG